Messenger RNA from Schistosoma turkestanicum, 736 nucleotides. Lineage: Eukaryota; Metazoa; Platyhelminthes; Trematoda; Strigeidida; Schistosomatidae. The record is from the annotation of a GenBank genome assembly.
AUGUUUACUCCAUUCUCAUUUCAGCUUGAUCUUUAUAGAAAUUACAAUAAAACAAAACAUACAAAAGUAUAUGAUGAAUUAAUGUCAUUCAUAUGUCAAUUACCGAAUUUUACUCAUCCACUUACUCCGAUCGGGGAUUCAUCAAAAGCACGUCAUUUAUAUAUUAAUGGAUCUAAACGUGAAGAAAACUGGAAACUUUUAGAUGCAAUCAGUAUAACUUCAGGUUCAAAGCAUUCUUCAAUCAAUCAUAAUAAUAUCAACUCUUCUAUAUCAUCUAUCAAUCCUGUUAGUCAUCUUCGUGUAAAACAUACAACUUUAGGUGCUGGACAUAGAACCUAUUAUUUUAGUGGACCAUUAGCACAAUUAGAAUCUGCACUUAUUGCAUAUACUGUGGAUCGAUUGAAGAAAAGUGGAUUUGAAUUUGUUUCUGUACCUGAUAUUCUACCUGAACCUAUUAUCAAAGCUUGUGGUUUUCCAACUCAAGGAAUUCGUUCACAGAUUUAUGAAAUAACCCCACCUAUAUCUAAAUUAACUUAUUGUCUUUCUGGAACAUCUGAAAUUGCAUUAGCUGGAUUUUGUGCUGGUCGAUCCUUUAAUUGUACUUCAUCUGAAAAUGAUAGAUCAGAUGAAUCAAAUCAAUCUUCUGCACUUGGUUUAUGUGCUGUGAGUCGAUGUUUUCGUAAAGAAGUUCCUAAUCAAGAGCCAACUCUUUAUCGAGUACAUCAGUUUACUAAAG